Messenger RNA from Cylindrotheca closterium, 1050 nucleotides. The record is from the annotation of a GenBank genome assembly. Lineage: Eukaryota; Bacillariophyta; Bacillariophyceae; Bacillariales; Bacillariaceae.
AUGGUCAACGCCCAGUAUGAAGCACCAGUUGCACUACUCAAUGAAAACAAGCAGUAUCAAACACACUGUGAUUUCGAUGAAGCUGACUCUCUGUUGUUGGGUCUGGAGAAAUCCAUGAAGACUGACAAGCAUUUGGCAGCACCUGAAGCUGUCGGAUCGUCCAUGUAUUACAAUCUUGAUGGUUGCAUCAGUAAGGCAGGCGACAUUUUUGAGAGCUACCCAAUGGCUCCUCCGAUGGCUCCUCCCAGCACUAAAGAUACCUCUGUGUCUUCUCAUGAUCUGAGUCUAUUCAUGGAUCAAGUCAUGCGUCCAACACUUCCAACACUUCCCCAACCUCGACCAUUCGACUUGAAUUUGUCGAUCGAGCUCGAGCCUCAUCCACAAAACGACAAGAAAAGGUUUUUGGAAGAACCCACUUUUCUCAAUACGGAACCACCGGCCUCCAAGAGAAGUCGGAUAUGUAAUGUCGUCGAGGACGACGAGAGUUCUCAAGAGGAAGAGUCACUUCCCAAGUUCAGGAACUACCAAGAACAACAGUGGCAAGAGCAAUACCAAGGUCUCCUUGAAUUCAAGGCGAAGCAUGGUCAUUGUUGUGUCCCGAACUCAUACCCACCAAAUCCAGUACUUGGAAGAUGGGUCAAGCGCCAAAGAUAUCAAUACAAGCUAAGAGAGUCGGGAAAGCAAUCAACCCUGGUUGCGCCUCGCGUCCAAGCUCUCGAAGCUGCUGGCUUUGUCUGGGACUCUCAUUCCGCUUUGUGGGAAGAGAGACUGAACGAGCUCAAGCAAUAUCGCAUCGCCCAUGGUGAUUGCAACGUUCCAUCGAGCUACCCCAAGAGCAAGCAAUUGUCUACUUGGGUCAAGUGCCAAAGACGACAAUACAGGCUCUUCGGGAAAGGAAAGAACUCCAAUCUCACUGAAGAGCGCAUUGCCGCUUUGGACGACCUUGGCUUUGUAUGGGACGGCCGAACUAUUGGAAACAGGUGUAGUAAAGCUGCCGCUUGCGAGAGUACCCGCCCAAGAAGUACCCGAUUUCUAAAUGCCAAUGUUUAA